This is a messenger RNA of Cornus florida, 2000 nucleotides long. Its product is annotated as inositol transporter 4-like. NCBI's taxonomy places the organism in Eukaryota, Viridiplantae, Streptophyta, Magnoliopsida, Cornales, Cornaceae. Bases 50 to 1795 code for a protein of 581 amino acids. The record is from RefSeq and is a predicted model, not a curated record. Gene Ontology annotation, biological process: transmembrane transport. Gene Ontology annotation, cellular component: membrane. Gene Ontology annotation, molecular function: myo-inositol:proton symporter activity. The transcript has 6 exons.
GAAAAGCUCCUGGUAUAAGUUGAAUUUCGUUUUAAGAAUUUGAGCAAAAAUGGUGGAGGGAGGAGUUACAAAACCAGAUAAAACAGAAUUUACAGAAUGUUGGAAGACGACAUGGAAGACACCAUACAUUAUGCGGCUGGCCUUAUCGGCUGGCAUUGGAGGCCUCCUGUUUGGCUACGACACAGGAGUUAUCUCUGGAGCCCUUCUUUACAUUCGAGAAGACUUCAAAUCUGUUGAUAAGAGUACUGUCAUGCAGGAAACCAUUGUGAGCAUGGCUGUAGCAGGAGCUAUCGUUGGUGCUGCAGUUGGUGGAUGGAUGAAUGACAGGUUCGGAAGGAAGAUGUCAAUCAUAGUUGCGGAUGUCUUGUUCUUCAUUGGCGCAAUAGUUAUGGCUUUGGCUCCAGUUCCGGCGGUGAUUAUUGUUGGAAGAAUAUUUGUUGGUUUGGGAGUUGGAAUGGCUUCCAUGACAGCGCCUCUUUACAUCUCAGAAGCCUCACCGGCUAGAAUUAGAGGCGCGCUUGUUAGCACAAAUGGUUUGCUAAUUACAGGAGGCCAAUUUCUGUCAUAUCUUAUCAAUCUAGCCUUCACCAAGGCUCCUGGAACCUGGCGUUGGAUGCUCGGUGUUGCAGGAGUUCCAGCUGUAGUGCAGUUUGCUUUGAUGUUCACCCUACCUGAGUCUCCUAGAUGGCUUUAUCGGAAGGAUAGAGUGGAUGAGGCCAGGGACAUCUUGAGUAAAAUAUAUCCUGCUGAGGAACUUGAAGGUGAGAUUCAAGCCUUGAAGGAAUCAGUUGAAGCUGAAAAGGCCGACGAAAUGGCAAUUGGGGGAAGCGGUGUGUUUGCGAAAGUAAGGAAUGCUUGGGGCAAUGAUGUGGUCCGAAGAGGGCUCUACGCAGGCAUUGCUGUUCAGGUGGCUCAGCAAUUUGUGGGUAUAAACACCGUCAUGUAUUACAGUCCCACCAUAGUUCAGUUCGCUGGAUUUGCUUCGAAACAGACAGCUUUGGCACUCUCUCUCAUUACUUCUGGCCUAAAUGCUGUUGGCUCCAUUGUGAGUAUGGCCUUCGUUGAUAGAUACGGCAGGAGGAGGCUGAUGAUCAUUUCUAUGUUUGGUAUAAUCACUUGUCUCAUUGUGUUAUCCGGGGUGUUUUACCAAGCUUCAAAAACUGCUCCAGCUGUCAGUAACCUCGAAUCCUCCCACUUCGGUGCUAACUCUACGUGUCCCGGUUACCUCGGGGCCAAAAGUCCAUCGUCUUGGAAUUGCAUGACAUGCUUGUCAUCCUCUGAUUGUGCAUAUUGUUCGAAUGGAGGAAGCGUGUACUCUCCCGGAGCUUGUGUGAAUUCAAACGACGAUUUAAAAGAUAAAUGCGGGGCAGAACAUCGGACAUGGUACACCAAGGGCUGCCCAAGCAGAAUAGGAUUUUUGGCAGUUGUACUCCUGGGAAUGUACAUUAUAUCUUACUCACCUGGAAUGGGGACGGUACCAUGGAUUGUGAACUCAGAGAUAUACCCAUUGAGAUACAGAGGCAUUGGUGGAGGAAUAGCCGCAGUUUCUAACUGGACCUCCAACCUUAUCGUGAGCGAGACAUUCUUGUCGUUGACCGAGGCCCUUGGCUCUGCUGGCACAUUCCUCCUCUUUGCUGGUUUUUCAUUCCUCGGUCUUAUAGCCAUUUAUUUACUUGUACCAGAAACCAAAGGACUGCAAUUUGAGGAAGUUGAGAAGAUGUUACAGGAAGGCUACAAACCAUACAAGAAGAAGAAUAAGAAAAGUUCCAAUUCCAAAGAUGAUAGUUCUUCUUAAGCUAUAAUUAUCUGAUGUUUUCGAAGGAAAAAGUUCCAAUUUCAAAGUUGGUAGUUCUUAAUCUAUAUAUUAUCUGUCGUAAUGUCCUACUCGUUUCGUUGUAUUUCUUCUCCCUUCUAAUAAUUUUUUUUUCUCUACAUGAUGAUUGGGAUAUACCAAUAUAACCGUGUCCAAAUUUAUAGUACCCAGCUGCAUGCAUACCUUC